AUGAAUGUUGUGCAAUCUGAGCGAUUGCCGACUCUGUAUGAGGUGCUGAACCGUCAGACUUUCACUCCAGUUGAUCUAUGGUCGUUCUAUACUUUCCUGUCUCAGUACCCGUAUGCAAUCAGGUUUUUGGACUUUUGGAUUGAUACAAUGGCUCACCUACGGCUGUGCAAGGACUACGUUCGCGGAAUUCGCGAAAGUGUGGCAGAAUGGGAGGUUUCUCAGGAGAAAUCCAAAAAAUCCAUUGGUAAGAACGAUAACGCUGUCGAGACACCUGAAAACAGAAACUCCAUGUCCAGCUCGCUGCUGUUGGAGGCUCUUAUGAACGAUGGCUUUCUGGAUUUCGAAGACAGCAAGCGUGUCUCACAGUUUUUGCAAGGCCAAACUGACUCUCCAAGGCUAACACAUCUGCUGGAAAACUGGCAAAAACAAACCGACCAGGAAUUGAACUCAGAAGCGCCCUUCAGAAGUCCGCUCACGGGCCUAGUGGACGACUUUCUCAAAACACAGGCCAAGGACUUCCAUAAAGCUCAAAUUACGUCAAAACAGCUGCUCAGCAACGCACAGACCAUAGUACAUACCUAUCUUGAGUCUCCGCACGAUAGUCCUCGAUACUUGAUACAACUGCCGGACCACGUGCGCCAGCAAGCGGUGUACAUGGUGCAAACGGAAAAGCGACACGAUCCCGACGUGUUUGAGAAAUUGAAGUCUAUUGCGUUCCAGUUUAUGGAACUAGAGUGCUUUCCGCAGUUUCUGACCCGUAUGGCGCUGCAUAACCUUCAUGACGACAUCACCAAGGAGACACCACGACAAAUCGUGGAAUCCAAGAGCCCCUCGCGCCGGAGAACGAACCCUUUCUCGCAGUAUACAGCACUUUCGCGCAUUGGUUUGGGGAUGGUGUUUGUGUGGAUGGGGCUGUGGUUGGGCUACGUUCUCGUUUUUUUGAAUUACAACAGAGGCAUCAGGGUCACAACCAUAAUACCGUUUUUCUUGGGUUUCUACUUUAUUUGGUGUGGCAUAUACCGCAUCGACGUUCUGUACGCCGUCUGUGGUGUCACGCAAUCGCUGGUAUCGAAUGAGCUGGUCUCGACCAAAGACCUCGAAAUAGGGCUCAAUCGAAACUCUGCGAAUCACCGCAUGGGCCAUAGCGCUCCAAUCUUCUUACGCUUAUUUGGUGGCACCAGCAGGCUGGUGAAAAUACGAACUCCAUUAAUUGACAGCAUGAUCAGAAGGCGCGCCUAUUGGUGUUUAUUUCUGAUUCUGGUGAGUACGGGGAUCUUUACCGUGAUAUUCAGCUGCGUGCCAGGUCAUAGAUUGUAG
This is a messenger RNA of Lachancea meyersii CBS 8951, 1317 nucleotides long. The record is from the annotation of a GenBank genome assembly. NCBI's taxonomy places the organism in Eukaryota, Fungi, Ascomycota, Saccharomycetes, Saccharomycetales, Saccharomycetaceae.